Messenger RNA from Bubalus bubalis (water buffalo), 1921 nucleotides. Its product is annotated as transforming acidic coiled-coil-containing protein 3-like. NCBI's taxonomy places the organism in Eukaryota, Metazoa, Chordata, Mammalia, Artiodactyla, Bovidae. The record is from RefSeq and is a predicted model, not a curated record. Gene Ontology annotation, cellular component: cytoplasm. Gene Ontology annotation, biological process: cell population proliferation; mitotic spindle organization; cerebral cortex development.
CGGCACCUCCCACCCUGGGCUCCGCGCGGCGGUCGACAGAAUGAGUCUGCAUAUCUUCAGUGACAAAAGUGUCACUGGUGACAAAAGUACAGAAAAUUGCGACUUCCUGCUUUCACCACCGGCACUUACUGGAAGAUCGUCCGUUCUCCGUCUGUCACAGAAAGAGAAUGUGCCACCGAAGAGCACAGCCAAAACUGUGAAGGUGACUCUUCAGACACCUCUACGGGACCCACAGACAUACAGGAUCUUAAGUCCCAGCGUGGGCAGCAAGCUCGAAGCCUGUUUUGUUCUGGGUGACCCCAUUGAAUUAGAAAACUGCCAUCAAGUCUGUACCCAGAAAGAGAAUCAACAGUUCACCAAGGAAACAGACACCAAAACGACCCAUGGAAUUCUCCAGAAGCCAGUACCAGUCAACACCGAGCCCCCCUUAGAGGACAUGAGACCAGUCUCUGAAGACCAGCCUCCUGGUGGGCCCCCCUCAGCUCCUCUGGUCAGCCUGGGUCCCUCAAGCUCUUCCCAGAUACCAGAGAGUGUUGAAAACCCGGAGGCCUCCCGAGGACCAGCCCCCGGCAGCCCUGAGUGCACCCGGGAAGAGCACGUCCACCCUUGGCCCUCAGAGGAGAGCAUGCCCCUUGGCCUAGCUCCAGAACAGCCCCCUGGGGUGGCGUCCCAGGACACAGCAGAAGACCCACUCAGCGCUACGGGAGGGGACUCGGAGGGGGUCCCUGGUCCCCCCGCCAGGCCCGCCUCGCCCUGUGGUGCCCCCCCUGGAGAAAAACCCCUCGUGGACCUGCCUGGAGUGGCCCUAGUGGGCUCCAUGGAUGCCACCGGCCACGAGGACACGGCCCUGACCGGCCCUGGAGAGGCUGCAGGGGCCACACACCCCGGUGCUCAGGGGGAGGAGGCCUGUGGCCAGGCCACCGGCUCUCUGAGGAGCAGGCCUGUCCAGCUGGAGUUCGACUUCUCUGAUGCCACCAGCAAAAGGUCGCCCUCACUGCAGAAGCGAGGGAAGGCCCUGGGUCUCAAGCCCCCCUCAAGGAGACCAGAGGCAAGGCCCGGAAAGGCCACCCUGGAGGCGGGCAAGGGUUGCGAGCUCGCUCUGCAUGAGUCCGACGGCCCGAGCUGGGACAAGCCAGACAACCCAGACUGUAACCCGGCCGCAGACAGUGGCGAGGCCUGGCCCCCGGAGCACCCGCAGAGCGGCCAGGCCACAGAGGCCUUGUCUCUGAGCCGGCAGGCAUGCUCAGAUGACACACCCGGGACGAGGGCCCCAGCGAGGACCCCAGGAGCGGCGGGCGAGGGGUGAACCACAGGCUCUUUGGGGGGGUCGGCGCCCCUCAGCAGCCCAAGCAGCGAGCCACCGACUGCACCCAUCAACCUCACGCCCUCCACCGAGAGGGCGCCGGAGCCCACCCUGGACCUGAAUGGGGAGCAGUUCUGGGACUCCGCGGAGGUCCUAGGCACAGGGGCAGAGGUGGACUACCUGGAGCAGUUUGGGGCAUCCUCGUUUAAAGAGUCAGCCCUGAGGAAGCAGUCACUGUACCUCAACUUCGACCCGCUCCUGCAGGACAGUCCCCAGGGGCUGGCACCCAGUAGCAGCGGCAGGCCCCGGGGCCUACCUGUCCCGAGUGCGGGCCCUCUGGCCUCCGAGGAGAGCCCUGGGCUCAUGCAGACUGCAGGUGGCUUCUCUCUCGGUCUCCAUGCUCGCAGUGUGGACGGGCCUUCCUCUGGAAGCCCCCCGGAGGCCCAGCUGCUUGACCUGGACUUCCCUGGAGCCCCGGGCAUUCCUAUACCUGGCCCGGCUCUGUGUGACCUUGGGCCCGGGGCUGCACUGCUGCCUGUGGAGCGGAUCGUGGAUGAAAAAUCAACAAAACCAAAAGAAACCAGUGAACUUGGAAGAGGACCUUCACUCAGAUGUUGA